Messenger RNA from Nycticebus coucang (slow loris), 4531 nucleotides. RefSeq lists its product as uncharacterized. The coding region runs from base 1 to 990 and encodes 329 amino acids. Lineage: Eukaryota; Metazoa; Chordata; Mammalia; Primates; Lorisidae. The record is from RefSeq and is a predicted model, not a curated record. The transcript is spliced from 3 exons.
AUGCGGGGGAGGACCUCUGCCCUAGGAGGUUACAAGAGCAAACUGUGUGCGCUCCGGCGCCCGGGCGCGGGGCUCCGCAAAGCGGGAGCGAGUCGCUCCGGCCAGGGAGGCGCCGGCAGCCCCCGCGGGCGCGCAGCGCUCCGGGGCGGCAAGACGCGAGGACACAGUGGGGCGGACCGGGUCCCGGCGGCCGCCGCCGCGGAUCCCCCCUACUCGCCGCCGCCGCCCAGCCCUGGUGCGGCCAGCCCAGUCCAGAGCGAGGAAGUGGAGGAAGAGUCAGCGAGUGAGUCCCAAAUCCCCAAGUCCAGCAUCCACGGGAGCGCGUCCCCACGCCCUCCCUCCACCUCUACCCCUUCGCCGCCGCCGCCGCCUCCCGGGCCGUCCUCCGGGCCCUUCCGAGCCCGCGGCUUCCGCGGCGCUGUCUCCUCCUCCCGCUCCUCCUGUGCGCCCAGCGCCCGCUUCUCCCGCCGCCGCCGCCGCCGCCGCCGCUGUUUGUCUCCGGUCCCUCCUCCUCUGCCUCCUCCUCCUCCCGCUCGAUGCUCCGCCGCUCGCGGCUGGGGGGGGGUCCGAGGCCGUGUCUCCUCUCCUCCCUCCGCCUCUCCCGAAUCCUCCUUCCUGCUGCUGCUGCUGCUUUUAAAGCGGAUUCUUUGGCCACAAAUAGCAACUCGGCUGCCCCCCUCAGUGCUCCCUCCCCUUCUUCUCUGCUUCCCCCCAAAAGUGAAGCGCACGCGAGGUAACCAGAAACUGAGGCUCGCAGGGGAGAGUGGGGAGCGGUCAGGGGGCAGAGGCGACGCCUGGACCCGGGCCCGAGAAGGGUCAAGGACUAGGAGGCGGGGUAGCCAGCCCAGUCCAGCCCAGUCCUUGGACCUGCGGACGAGAUCCACUCAUCUGCUAGGAGAUGAACACCCGGGCGCUUCCUGCUCUAAGUCCCAGCGCGAAGGACUGGGGGAAAUUGCUGGUCGCGCCCUCUUCAAAGCAGUGGAAACGUGAGGAGCCCGCGCUGAUGAGGCACAGUUUGUGUGCGCCCCGGUUCACCUUGGCAGCCUUCUUCCGGAUGCUUGCAGGAUCCACUUUGGAGGCGGAGAGGAAGAAAGGGAAGUAUUGAAUGAAAAUCGUUGUGUAAUAACUUGUUUUGCUUUCGUGCUACUUGGUUCUAUGAUGUUAGAAAUAAGGGGCUCCCAGUUUCUCUGAAGGGCACCGUAAGACCCUCUCCCUGGACAGGUACCCAGUUGUGGGGCUGGACAUUCUUCAUCUCCCCAACCCAAGGUGGCGAACGUGGCAGUGUGGAUUGUUAGCUAGGAGAUGCAUUUUAACCUUCACUAUGCCCAGGAUUUCCAGCACGUGUGAAAAAGUCAACAGCUGGAAGCCACGGUUGGCAAUUGGCCCAUUAAAAUUUAUUAAAAACUCAGAAUGCUUAAAAAAAAAAUAAAUACAGCCUGGGCCACCAGCCACCUGCAUUGCUCGCUCUAUGUUCAGUCUGGCACAUAUACACAGUACUUAUUCCCGCGGACUCCACUUUGAAAGAGCAAAGGUAAGCAGACUCCCUAGAUUUGACCUACUGAUCCAGCGCCCUGCCUGCUGUGCUUCUGAAAGGCACUGAAGGAUGGUCAGUAAUCCUCUGCCCCAUAGACUCCAAAAAGAAGUCACAUAUUUUUGAAAGGAGUCCUUGUAAAUGAAGUUUAGUUUUCUAGCAUUUGGGAGGUGGUGGAGGAACAUCCUGGUGUGAGUCUGUUGUUUUUCUUGUUUUUUGUUUGUUUGUUUUGUUUUUUAUGGUUAGCCUCUUAGUGAAAAAUCUACUCUUUUCCUGUGCAAGCCGUCAAGCCAGGUGUACCCUCCAGUCUUUCUGAUGACACAAGAUGCUGAAAGGCUGAGCAGAAGUGAUGGACGCCUGCUCCCUGCACCCUGAGGAUGAUCCAGAAAGCUGAGCCUCCCCAGGAUACCCACCCCUUCUUGGCUUUGUCCUUGCCCCUUCUUCCUUCAUGAACCUGUGAUUGAGCUUUCCUCAUCCAGCUGGAUAUUAGUAACAAACGGAAUGUUUUAAAAACCUUAAUAAUACCUUGCUUAUGUCUGGGGUAAAGAGAAACAGCUACCUCUGCCUGCAGAUCUGACCUCAUUUAAGAAGAACCCAGAUGGGAAAUCUGACUAGUAUCUUGGAGUAUAGUUGAGGAAAUGACACGUUACCCCAUUGGUAGCAAGUUAGCAUACCCGGAAAACUCAGCAAUGAGCAGGUGGAAACAGGAACCAGAAAUAAGAACAGACGGAGGACAGUAUAAAUAAAUGACAUAACUUUUCUGACACUUGAAGGUCCUUCAUGUUCCUGUUCCUACUGCAGCCAAAGAUCUUAGAGAAAGAAGGAGGGAUGGGACGAGCGGAUUAGAGAGCCCGAGUUAUUAUUAAACAAAGGAGACUGAUAAUUAUUCAGGGCGAUGCUGCUGUGCACAUCCCAGUAGCAGUGGGACUAAGACUUCAGCCUCCUACACAUACAUUGAUACAUGCAGAGCAGAUUUGCAACAACAUAGCACCCUGAUGCUGGGUAUUCCAUAUAACCUCUGGACUGAUGUUUAUCAUUUGGAAAUGUCAUGUCAAAGAACAUCAGAGAUGGGGUUAAUCAUAUGUUGAAAUCACCUCAUUUUUCAGCGGGGAGGGGGUAAAUUGAGUGCCUGAGAGUUUACAGUCAACUAUUUGGUGGCAGAAGCAGGACAAGAACGCAGAUAUCAAGACCUAGUACCCCCAUGCCACCAGCUGUUCAUCAUUACCUCCAAGUUCUGGAUCAAGGAAGCUAGUUUCUCACUUAUCAAUAAGAAAUCAAUAUAGAAAUAUUUUAAAAUUAUAAGUGCAAUGGGAAAGUGAAGCAAUGGGACUAGACAUUUUCUUAGUCCCCUUCCAGCUCUAACAUUCUGUGAUGAAUGGCACACCGGAGCUUUGCUAUAGCACAACCCCCUCUAGUGCAUAAUUCAGCAAACGAUGAGUAUGAGUCUGUUUUGGACCCCAUCCAAAGGAUUUAGUUCCUAGAAGUACUCGAAAUAUUUUAUUCUCAUUUAUUAUGAAGCAUCCUAAAAGAAGGCUAAAAAUAAUCAUGCACACAAUAAUAGUAAUCAGUUGUUACACUUGUAUUGUGCACUAAGCAUCGUGCUAAGCAUGUUGUCAUAUCCUACCAUUUUUCAAAAGGCACACUGUGACCUUACAUUGUUGUGAAUCUGGUGGGUCAUGAACAAUUUUUAAGUGAAAGAAAAGAAAGAAAAAAACUCAGAGUACAUUAUAUAUACUAAAUGUUGUUUUGCAAAACUUACGCUUUGAUCAUGUGGCUAGUAAUUGAUUCAAAGAAAAAGUUUGAAUGCCACUCUCUCAUCUCUCCAAUCAUGACAAUUCGCUUGCUGGUUAAGUAUUAUUAGCACUAUUGUAUAAGUGAGAAAGUAGGAUCAGAGGAAAUAAGUCCAUUUGCCCAAGCUGACAGUUCAUGAGUGACCAAGCUAGAAUUUGGAACCCAGAUCUGUAUGACUUCAAAUCCAAUAUUUUCACUUCUACAUUGAUGAUAAAUUAUUAACCAAAAUGUGGAAUAAAUUGUUGCUAAUCAUAUAUUCUUUGUGAAGACUACAGUGGCUUUUAUUAAAUCCGGCUAGUACAGAGGAAAGAAUAGAUUCAAGGGAUGUGUUCUGAAGAUAGUAAAGAAUUUCAUAAAGCACUAAAACUAACACGUGAGACCUUUUUCUACAGGUGCUAGGUUAUGUCUAACAUACUUUCGUGAUUUGCUGGUUCAUGCAGAAAUGAAAUGAUAAUAGUUUUAAUCCUCAAAUAACUUCGAUAUUCACAUCAGAGUAUUAAAAUGUAUUAUUUGAGCAUGCGUUUCAACUUUAAUUUAGAAAUUUAAUUCAGAAGCUUAUUUUUUCCCAAACCCAGAACUGGUGCCUGAGAAACAUAAAAGGAAUAGGAGACAGUCUCUAAACUGAACAAUAUUUAAAUUCACUAGGGAACACGAGAUACAGAAUAAGUAACCAGAGGACACUGAUUCAACUUAAGUGAUGAAGAGGACAGUGACUAAGGUUCCAUGCUAUGUUUUUGACCCGUGUAGUCCUUUGGAUUCUAUCAGUAACAUUGCACAUAUGGGGGGUGGUGUUCCCAUUCCUCAGAUUUGUAAGCUCAAACUCAGAGCUAAGAGAUAUUGAAAUGGGUAUCUGAUCCUGGUCCUCCUAAUUCCACUACUCAGAGGCUCUUUGCAAACCGGUGAGCUGCCAAUAGACAAAGAAGUGGUCAGCGAUUCUGAAGCAUGAUAAGCAAACAUUCACACUUUUCUCCAUCCAAAUGAAAUACUUUUCUUUCUCUUCGAAGUAGCAGCUCUUGUUGAAGCAGCACAGUCCUCUUUAAGAAAAGAAAUCCCACUCUGUUACUGAGGGAUUCUACUGUAAGGGUACAUGUGACACUUAGUAAAUGUAGAAUAUAAUUGUCUUAAUACAAUAACUAAGAAAAUGCCAGGAAGGCUAUGUUAACCAGUGUGAUGAAAAUGUGUCAAACUGUUUAUAAAACCGGUAUAUAG